AUGCUUGCAACGAACGAACCGGUAGCUGAUGUCGACUCCGGCCGCAAACUUGGGAGACUUCCUUCGAGUAUUGAUGGCAGUGCAGGCUGUGAUCCUGACAUCGAGCCACACAACCCGCUGCUCGAUGUUGUUGACAAUCCGACGCUCGACGAUAUGUCUGAGUCCGAAGCACGAACACGAUUGGCUGCCUUACUCGAGAAAUUUUCUGAUGUGUUCGUAGAUUCGUUACCGAUGGACCAACUCCCACCGUACCUGCCAGUCAACCACGAGAUCCCGUUGAUCGAUCCCACCGAAAAGGUCAAACCCCGGGUGUACCCCCUUGCCGACAAAUAUCUCAGCCAGUGGGCGGAACACUCAGCUAACUACACUCGUGGUCAAUUCUGGGUUUCGGGUCCGAUCGAUUCUGCGGCUCCGGUCUUUGCCAUUCCGAAGAAGAACUCCCAGACGGCUUGUUUUGUGAUCGAUCUCCGCGCACGCAACAGCAACACCGUCAAGCGUUUUUCGCCCAUCCCGGACAUGACCAAUGUUCGAUACGAGGUGGCUCGAUCACGUUAUCGCUCUAAAUUCGACGUGGCCGCGGCAUUUGAGCAGGUUCGGGUCAUACCGGAGCACGUCGAUCGCACCGGUUUCGCAACAGUGAUGGGCACGUACACGUCGCGGGUCAUGCAGUUUGGUGACACCAAUGCGCCCAAUACCCUCAACCUCUUGACCUCGGCGAUGUUCCAGCCGUGUCUCCCGUUCGCCAAGAUCUUUUUCGACAAUGUCCACGUCCAUUCCGAUACCCGUCGCGCGCACUUGAGACACAUCAAGAUCCUGCUGAUGACAUUGAGACAUUACCGGUUCUACUUAGGAUCCAAGAAGUCCGAGUGGUUCUCAAAGUCGUUGGAUUCCUCGGGCACCAUCAUUUCCGACGUUGGCAUCGAAGUCGACCCCGCCAAGUGGGAGCGUAUCCGUCAGUGGCCGAUCCCUUGCAACAAGACCGAUGUCCAGCGCUUCCUCGGCACCGUCAACUGGAUGCGAGAUCACCUACCGCACCUCUCAAAGAUUUUGGAGCCGAUCACCGCGUUAAUGGCGCAAGCGACGUCAUGGCGUUGGAACGAGCGAGAACAGCAGGCUUUUGAUACCGUCAAGUCUCUUGUGCCCGCCAUCCUACGACCGAUCGAUGGCGCCAAGGUUACCUCGGGCGAGCACAAGAUGUACCUCUUCACGGAUGCCAGUCGGGUUGGCAUUGGCGCUUGUUUGGCGUCCGGUCCCAACCGUUUGCAGGCCGUUCCAACGCGAUUCUUUUCCACUAAGUUCAAUGGCGCUCAGCUCAACUAUCAUGUCACUGAUAAAGAGUUCUUGGCUGUCGUCUCAGUGUGUCGGGUGUUCGAGCAGCACUUGAUCGGUUACCCCUUUGUCAUCGUCACCGACUAUCAGGCCCUUCGCACGAUAAAAACCCAAAAACUGCGCCAAACGCCUCGGCACAUCCGCAUGUGUCUCGAACUCAGCCGUUUCGACUUCGAAUUUGAAUUCAUUGCUGGCAAGAACAACACCCUGGCCGAUUCGUUGUUGCGUCUGUGGGAGGUCAAGGAGGGAUCGCACGAGGAUCAGGUCAAGGAGAAUGAGUUGGAGGACAUGUUCUUUGAUGGAGAACACCACGAAUUCACUACACCCGGUGAGAGUCUCCUCGAGGAACGUCCUUGCACUUCACCAUCUCCCGAUCGGUUGCCUCCUGUUGAUUUUGCCCUCGGGCCCCAACACGACGAUUGCGAGGCAGGCUCUCCCGGAUACUACGCGCUCAAGGAGGAAUUGCAAGACGAGGACGUGAAUGGACAGGAAUUAGGGAAUUUGUUCUUGAAGGAAGAAUGCCACGAGUUCACUACACCCGGUGAGAGUCUCCUCGAGGAACGUCCUUACACCUCACCUUCGCAUGAUCGGUUGCCCCCUGUUGAUUGCGCCUUCGGGCCCUGGGGUCACGGUUACGACGCAGGCUCUCCCGGUUCCCCUCAUCUGGUCGAGAACAUUAUGGACGCCGUCGAUUCGUCUAUCGGCCGCCUCUCUCCUCCCAUCGCUGUCAAUCGAGUUCACGCUAUCGCUGCGGCCCCCGCCAACGACCCGCCCAUUCCGGUCGAUGCCGACGCUGACGAACUCGAUUUGUUGGGAGUCGCCACCGAUGACGUCAACGACACCCCUGUAGUCCAUCGGCCGCCUGAUCCACUGCCCCAACCCUUCCUCGACACCGUCAUCCGAGCAUACACCAACGAUUCGCAAGCCCAGGUCAUCAUUACCGACCCGCUAUCAUGGCCUAUGUUUCGGGUGACCGAGGAAGGGAGGAUCUGUAAAGAGUCCACUCUCAGCUCGACAGGGGCGCCUCGGUCGUUGCGCGCACUUGCUAGCCCGCCCCCCGGCGGUGGGGACUUAGGCGCGCCGGCGAUUUCACCCGCGGCUGACUUAGGGAUGUACAUUGUCACGCGCCUGGGCCUAUCCCAGCGUGGCCCCCUUUCUGUUUCUUAGCUUCCUUCUCAUCACUUCUGUUUGACUCUCAACCUCUCCUGACAGUAG
Microbotryum saponariae is the source of this 2544-nucleotide messenger RNA. The record is from the annotation of a GenBank genome assembly. NCBI's taxonomy places the organism in Eukaryota, Fungi, Basidiomycota, Microbotryomycetes, Microbotryales, Microbotryaceae.